Messenger RNA from Galeopterus variegatus (Sunda flying lemur), 1347 nucleotides. It is a transcript of the gene SPTLC1, whose product is annotated as serine palmitoyltransferase, long chain base subunit 1. The transcript is spliced from 13 exons. Gene Ontology annotation, biological process: sphingosine biosynthetic process; ceramide biosynthetic process. Gene Ontology annotation, molecular function: serine C-palmitoyltransferase activity; pyridoxal phosphate binding. The record is from RefSeq and is a predicted model, not a curated record. Lineage: Eukaryota; Metazoa; Chordata; Mammalia; Dermoptera; Cynocephalidae. Gene Ontology annotation, cellular component: endoplasmic reticulum. The annotation marks the transcript as partial.
GAAAAGGAAGAGUUGAUUGAAGAGUGGCAACCAGAGCCGCUUGUUUCUCCUGUCUCUAAAGACCAUCCUGCUCUCAACUACAACAUUGUUUCAGGACCGCCGAGCCACGCCAUUGUGGUGAAUGGAAAAGAAUGUAUAAACUUUGCCUCAUUUAAUUUUCUUGGACUGUUGGAUAACCCUAGGGUUAAGGCAGCAGCUUUAGCUUCUCUAAAGAAGUAUGGCGUGGGGACUUGUGGACCUAGAGGAUUUUAUGGCACAUUUGAUGUUCAUUUGGAUUUGGAAGACCGCCUGGCAAAAUUUAUGAAGACAGAAGAAGCCAUUAUAUACUCAUAUGGGUUUGCCACCAUAGCUAGUGCUAUUCCUGCAUACUCUAAGAGAGGGGACAUCGUGUUUGUAGAUAAAGCUGCCUGCUUUGCUAUUCAGAAAGGAUUACAGGCAUCACGUAGUGACAUUAAGUUAUUUAAGCAUAAUGAUAUGGCUGACCUGGAGCGACUACUAAAAGAACAAGAGGUCGAAGAUCAAAAGAAUCCUCGCAAGGCUCGUGUAACUCGACGUUUCAUUGUAGUAGAAGGAUUGUAUAUGAAUACUGGAACUAUUUGUCCCCUUCCAGAAUUGGUUAAGUUAAAAUACAAGUACAAAGCAAGAAUCUUUCUGGAGGAAAGCCUUUCGUUUGGAGUCCUAGGGGAUCAUGGCCGAGGAGUCACUGAGCACUACGGAAUCAGCAUUGAUGAUAUCGAUCUUAUCAGUGCCAACAUGGAGAAUUCACUUGCUUCUGUUGGAGGUUUCUGCUGUGGCAGGUCUUUUGUAAUUGACCAUCAGCGACUCUCCGGCCAGGGAUACUGCUUUUCAGCUUCAUUACCUCCCCUGUUAGCUGCUGCUGCCAUUGAGGCCCUCAACAUCAUGGAAGAGAAUCCAGGUAUUUUUGCAGUGUUGAAGGAAAAGUGCAAACGGAUUCACAAAGCUUUACAAGGCAUUUCUGGAUUGAAGCUGGUGGGGGAGUCCUUCUCUCCAGCAUUUCACCUACAACUGGAAGACAGCACUGGGUCUCGAGAGAAAGAUGUUAAACUACUUCAAGAAAUUGUUAACCAAUGCAUGGACAGGAGCAUUGCAUUAACUCAGGCUCGCUACCUGGAGGAAGAAGAGAAGUGCCUCCCUCCUCCAAGCAUUAGGGUUGUGGUCACAGUGGAACAAACAGAAGAAGAACUGGAGAAAGCCGCAUCCGUCAUCAAGGAGGUGGCCCAAGAAGUCUUGCUGUAGCUGAGUCCCAGGACCCAGUGGCCUCCUGCUACCCAACAUGCUGAUGGCAGUUUUCAGAGACCUCCCACUGGCCAGGGAGUGACCUAAUGA